Messenger RNA from Manis javanica (Malayan pangolin), 911 nucleotides. The record is from RefSeq and is a predicted model, not a curated record. NCBI's taxonomy places the organism in Eukaryota, Metazoa, Chordata, Mammalia, Pholidota, Manidae.
CACUGGCUCUGUCCCAACCCCCGGCCUGGACCGCUUGGGCCUUGCCCCGCCGAGCAGUCCGCCGGGCACACAGGCGGCCUCCGAAGCAUCCCAAGCCCAUGAGGGCAGUGCACCCAGCUGCCAGCACAGACCAGACAGAGAUCUCGGCUCCCCAGGAGGAGCAGAGGAUCAAUGCAGUUCAAGAACUGAUUCCAGAGGUUCAUGAACCACCGGGCCCGAGCGAAUGGCCGCUACAAACUGACUUGUUUUGAACAUGCUGCUAACUGCUACACACACGCCUUUCUCAUCAUGCCGGCCAUCCUGGGCAGUGCCCUGCUCCAUCAGCUAUCUGACAACUGCUGGGAAAAGAUAACAGCCUGGAUUUACGAAUGCUUCUGUGCCCUCUUCAUCGUUUCCACAGUAUUUCACAUUGUAUCAUGGAAAAAGAGCCACUUAAGGACAGUUGAACAUUGUUUUCACAUGUGUGAUAGAAUGGUUAUCUACUUCAUUGCUGCUGCUUACUCUUCAUGGUUAAAUCUCCAUGAACUUGGACCCCUGGCAUCUCAUAUAGGUUGGUUUAUCCCGCUCAUGGCAGCUGGAGGAACCAUUUAUGUAUUUCUUUACCAUGAAAAGUAUAAGGUGGUUGAGCUCUUUUUCUAUCUCACAAUGGGGUUUUCUCCAGCCUUGGUGGUGACAUCAAUGAAUAAUACCGAUGGACUUCAUGAACUUGCCUGUGGGGGCUUGAUUUACUGCCUGGGAGUCGUUUUCUUCAAGACCAAUGGCAUCAUUCCAUUCAUCCAUGCCAUCUGGCACCUGUUUGUGGCUAUGGCAGCUGCAGUGCAUUACUACACCAUUUGGAAAUAUCUUUACUGAAGUCUGACAGACUUCCUGUGACAUUUAUGACCAAUCUGUAUUAGGUCUCCAAACCAGUA